AUGCCCAGGCAAAACUACUCAACAGUGACCGAGUUCGUCCUGCUGGGACUCACAGACCGAGCAGACCUGCAGCCUGUGCUGUUCGCAGUCUUCUUACUCAUCUAUGUUAUCACCAUAAUCGGGAACCUGACCAUGAUUUUCCUAAUCAGAACUGACUCAAAACUGCACACUCCAAUGUACUUCUUCCUCAGCCACCUCGCCUUUGUAGAUCUCUGUUACGCAACUACUGUCACCCCUCAAAUGCUGGUGAAUUUCUUAUCCAAGAGGAAAACCAUUUCCUUUGUUGGCUGCUUUAUCCAAUUCCACCUUUUCAUAGCUCUGGGGAUCACAGACUAUUACAUGCUGACGGUGAUGGCCUACGACCGCUACGUGGCCAUCUGCCAGCCCUUGCUCUAUGGCAGCAAAAUGUCCAGAUGUGUGUGUGUGUCUCUCGUUGCUGCUCCUUACCUUUAUGGCUUUGCAAAUGGCUUGGCACAAACCAUCCUGAUGCUUCGCCUGACCUUCUGUGGACCCAAUGAGAUCAAUCACUUCUACUGUGCUGACCCCCCGCUCUUGGUCCUUGCCUGCUCAGACACGUACAUCAAAGAAAUGGCCAUGUUUGUGGUGGCCGGGUCCAACCUCACCUGCUCUCUGGGCAUCAUCCUGGUCUCCUACGUGUUCAUCUUCGUAGCCAUCCUGCGCAUCCGCUCUAGACGAUGA
Molecule: messenger RNA, 699 nt
Organism: Octodon degus (degu)
Lineage: Eukaryota; Metazoa; Chordata; Mammalia; Rodentia; Octodontidae
Product: olfactory receptor 1030-like
Exons: 2
Coding region: 1-699 (232 amino acids)
Biological process (GO): sensory perception of smell; G protein-coupled receptor signaling pathway
Cellular component (GO): membrane
Molecular function (GO): olfactory receptor activity; odorant binding; G protein-coupled receptor activity
Source: RefSeq, a predicted model, not a curated record